Messenger RNA from Spirometra erinaceieuropaei, 1053 nucleotides. Lineage: Eukaryota; Metazoa; Platyhelminthes; Cestoda; Diphyllobothriidea; Diphyllobothriidae. The record is from the annotation of a GenBank genome assembly.
AUGGAAGAAGAGGCCGACAAUCGCUUGCCCUUCUUCGACGUACAAAUUACAAAACGGGCAGACGGGAAUAUAAAGACGACGGUCUACCGUAAGGCGACUAACACUAGGCGCAUCCUUCACUUCAGAAGCAACCACCCCGUCGGUCACAAACGCAGUUGUGUCAGGACCCUUUUCCAACGCGCCCAAACACACUGCAGCGACGACGAUGACAGGAAGAAGGAGGUGAAGUAUUUACGUGCUCUAUUUGAAGCCAACGGUUACCCGAAGUCGUUCAUACGCAAGUGUCUCAGGAAGUCCCACUCGGGGCGGUCGAACGAGGAGAAACCAAAGUUCUGGCUCUCGAUCCCCUAUGUGAAGAACGUUUCAGAGGCAACUACAAGAAUUCUGAAACCUUUCGGAAUUGGUGUGGCCCAUAAACCAGCAUCAACAAUCAGACAGCAAAUUAUGAGGCCCAAAGACCCGCUCCCGGUGACAGAACAAUCAGCGGUGGUCUACAGCAUACCAUGCCAAGAUUGUGAUGCCAGGUAUGUUGGUGAAACGGGAAAACGCCUCGGCACAAGAUUGCACGAGCACCAGCUGGCAAUCAACCGCAAGGAUAAGCUGUCGUUGGUGUAUGGCCACACACUAGAGCGGAAUCACUGUUUUGCCUUCGAGAAAGCAAGUGUGAUCGCCCGAGCCAAUGAUAAAAUGGCCAGACUAAUGCUGGAAAGUUGGUCCUCGACUGGCACACUUAACCGGGCCAUAGACCUACAUCCAGCCUACCAGGCGCUCCGCGCAAGACUCGAGUCAGUCCAGGCAGGGCCGAUGGCACGGAUGAGCAGAGCCACACGGGGUCGACCGCCGACGCUCGCGGAGAGAGAAGGCGCUUACCGAAUGUCACGUGACCGGCGUGGCACACCGUCUCACGGACGUACUCGCGAGGCCGGAAACACCACGCCUGAGAAACAAAGACCGAUCAGCCCGCCGUCUGUCGAGGGGGAGGCGAACGAGCACGCCGACGCCGCGGCAACCACGUCAGGCGUGAGGGGGACACAAGCCACGCCAGUCCACUAA